This is a messenger RNA of Argiope bruennichi, 1300 nucleotides long. Its product is annotated as muscle-specific protein 20-like. Bases 145 to 750 code for a protein of 201 amino acids. Gene Ontology annotation, molecular function: protein binding. The transcript has 6 exons. Lineage: Eukaryota; Metazoa; Arthropoda; Arachnida; Araneae; Araneidae. The record is from RefSeq and is a predicted model, not a curated record.
UGAAUUCUGGGAAAUAGUAAAGUUUCCCCGCUGAAAAGUUUGAACGAGCGUUUCGUGUUUCUCCGGCAAGUUUUAAGUGCUGCUGAAAUUAGUGAAAAUUUUCAUUGAAUCUACAUUUAAAGCAAGAGAAUAUUCUGUUUAAUUAUGGCGUAUCAAGGACCAGCAUAUGGUCUAAGUAGAGACUGCAUGCUAAAGGCUCAAGCAAAAUUUCAUAUACAAGAUGCUCUUGUUGCCUUGAAGUGGAUAAGAGAUGUCACACAGUUAAAUCUGGAUCCUCCAGGUUCAGAUAAGGGUGUGCAAGAUCAAAUUGAUUUUGCAAAUGUGUUAAAAGAUGGAUUAGCUUUGUGCACAUUAAUAAAUAGGCUUCAGCCUGGAACAGUGCCAAAAAUAAAUACAAUGAAAACUCCUUUUAAGGAGAGAGAAAAUCUGGAGAUGUUUCUGAAAGGCUGCGAGUUGUAUGGAUUAAAAAGGCAUGAUUUAUUUCAAGUUAAUGAUUUGUAUGAAAAGAAAAAUCUGUAUACAGUUGUAAACUGCAUCUUUGCACUUGGUGGAAUGGCUAAGAAGAAGGCUUUUGAUGGUCCUACAAUUGGUGUUAAAGUUGCUGAUGAGAAUAAGAGAAUAUUUUCUAAAGAAAAAUUGGAAAUGGGUAAAACUAUUAUAGGACUACAGUCUGGAUCUAAUCAAGGUGCAUCACAGAGAGGAAUGACACCAUAUGGUGCUCCUAGACAAAUAUUGCCAGAUGGGAGGUGAAUGCAUUAGAGGUGUUAUUAUGUGUAUAAAUUUUUAUUAGUUUUUUUUUUCAUCACCAUUUUCUUUAAUAAUCUGUGCAUCUCAUUAUUUUUGAUCAUCAUUAUAUCUUGUAUAUUUUGCUUAUUAAAUUAUAGAAUAGUUGUAAAAUUUCAAACAUUUUAAAUGUUUUAUUAAUCAGUUAUCGAAAUGUUCAAGAUAUUUUUUUGCUGUUUCUGAUGGAACCUUUUUUUUUUAUUUUGUUGUUUAAUAAGUAUUUUUUUGUAAACAGGGUGGUAAAUAGAAGAUAAUACACCUGUCCAAGCUUUAACAAUAUGGACUAGUUUUCUUUUCCUAAUUUGUAUACAUUUUUACAUUGCUUUAAUGCUGCCAGAAUUGUACAAAAUUCAAUUAAAAUUUGUAUUUUUGAGUAACUUUUUCUCAGGUUUUUGCAUUUUUGUGCAUUUAUUUUAAUGUAUUUUAAUAUUGCUCCUUUGUAUUUGAAUGUUUGAUAUAAAAUAUCUUGUACAGAGCAAAAUGUUGCCAAACUCUUUUAAUGCUAUUGUAUAAAUAU